CACGACUGCAAUUGGAUAUGGCGAACACCUUGGGAGAGAGAGAUUCUGGAGCGGGAGCUGCGUCCACGGCUCUGUUAUCUGACUAAAGGAGACCGCGGGUACGGAUUUCAUCUGCACGGUGAACGCAACCGAGGAUCGCAAUACAUCCGCAAGAUCGAGCCGGGAUCCCCCGCGGACCUGUCCGGUCUCAAGUCCGGCGACCGAGUGGUGGAGGUGAACGGAGAGAACGUGGAGGGAGAGACGCAUCAGCAGGUUGUUCAGAGGAUCCUGGAGGUGGAGCACCGCACCAGGCUGCUGGUGGUGGACCGGGUCACCGAUGAGUUCCUGAAGUUUCACAAUCUGCCAUGUACGGAGGAUAGGGCGAUUGAGAUGGGCUCUCUGUCCUCUCGCUCCUCAGCGGCGUCCUCCCCCCGCGCCUCCCCACGAGACUCCGCCACUCCUCCCUACAGCAGACAGAGUUCAGAGGGCAUUUUCAUUAAUAAGAGUCCCAGCAGCGCUGGAGGAGUGAUGAACGGCUCUCCGCUCUACAGGGCUCAUGCCCGUCUGGCGUCACCCGUGUUUCUGCCUCUGCCGUCACCCGGUGAACACAAGACUGAACCGGAAGCCGAACCCUUCACCAAACUCCCUGUCGAAUCCAGCGUCACCCCCAAGCCUGAACAUGAGACUGAAACCGUGUGUGACCUCAGCACUGACCUCAGUGGAUCACAGACCAGCACACAGGAGGAGACGCUGUCAGAGGCGGACGUGGUAACGAAGGACCUGCGUCCGCGCUUGUGUCACAUGACCAUAAGUGAGCAGGGCUACGGCUUCAACCUGCACUGCAAAAAGUCGCGUGCGGGUCAGUACAUCCGCUCGGUGGACCCCGACUCUCCAGCUGAGUACGCGGGACUGAAGCCCAGAGACCGGCUCAUCGAGGUGAACGACACAAGUAUCGAGGGUCUGCGUCACGCGGAGGUGGUGGCAUUGAUCAAAGCGGGCGGCAGUGAAACCCGACUGCUGGUGGUUGAUCCCGAGACUGAUGAGCUCUUCAACCGACUGGGCAUCGUGCCCACAUCUAUUCAUCUAAAAGAGGACUGUGUGGACGGGCCGAUCAUAGAAAGUCUUGAAACGACACACAGCCCUGUUUCUGCUUCACCGGUCCCAGACGCCCGCAAGAUCUCUCCACCAAUCAUCAACAUCACACUGACUGACCCACCAAUCACCAAUGGCCCCCCGAGAUACGAGAGUCACAGAAGCUCGUCCUCUCGAUCCACAUUAUCAGAGACGAGCAUUGAAAUCAGCAGCUUUGACACCAGCAACAAGCUCACAGAUUCUGACCAUCACUCCAGCGACGACGGCCGUAAACCAAACCGAGAUGUGAAAUCUGAGGUGCGGCCGCUAGAUCCGUUCUCGGAGAGCGGUCUGAAUCUGAGUCUGACCGCAGCGGAGGCCAAGCAGAAAGCCCAGGCCAAACGGCCCAACAAGAGAGCGCCCCCUAUGGACUGGAGCAAGAAACAGGAAAUCUUCAGCAACUUCUGAGCAGCACACACAUCGGAAAACUCACCUCAGUUCUAGAUGCCACCAACACAUAAACCAAAGACAUACAGCUUAGACCAGAUUAGAUCAACCUCCCAAAAUGAGUGCGAUUCAAUCUUUUAAGAAGGGACGAGAGAGAAGGUUUGAGUUUGGAUUUAUGCAGAUCUGAAAGUAUGUUUUGGACAAAAAUGCAACUGGUUUGCUCUUGAUGGACUUCAUGUUAUGGGUUCAACUAAGCUUAGUUUGGCAUUUUGUUACUAACAAGUGUUUCACAUUCAGCCCGUUAGUUGUUUCACCCAAUAAUGCACAAGUUCGCUUCUUGAAGUCACUUUCCUGUUACCGCAAUUUUCAGAGAUAACUAAUGCAACAGCAGUUUCUACAAACCAGAAAAUAAGAAAGAAAUGAAUAGAAAGUAAGAAAACGUCAAAACAGCAGAAACAGUAAGAAGGACAUAGUGAAGGAAAGGUGAAGAGAAAGUGCAACACUGAGAAGCCAAAAGUUGUAGGUUCAAACCCCUGAAGAAAGAAGUCGUGAUCUUGCACCAUUAAAGAAAAUGUACAGAAAGUUGUGUCGGUUGAGAAUGAAUGAUGAUCAGAAGAAAUGACAGUGGAAGAGAAAGUUCAGUCAGAGAUCUUUACACAGUAAACGCAUGUGACCAGAUGAGGAUCUGAUUUGAGUUAAUCUAUAUGCAAAUAUACUCUUAAAUCGUCACAGCAUUCACUAUUAGCAGACCUAGCUACACUUAAACUGUACAGUCUUUCUCUUCCAGGAAAACAGAUCAAAAAUAUUGAUGACAUCAUCCUGCACUACAGAUUUUCAUCCAAUUAGACACUCUCUAGAAUUAGCAUAUUAACUAAUGGCUGUUUAUUUUAAAGGGACGAUCUUCUCAAUAUGUCAGACGCUAAAAGAAUAUUUAUGUAUUUAUUUUCUUGCCAUUGUCUCAUAAAUGCUGGUUUAAUAUUUCUAAACAUUACUGAUGGUUUAUUACACUACCAGUCAAAAGUUUUUGAACAGUAGGAAUUUCUUUUUUUUUUUUUUUAAGUCUCUUCUGCUCACCAAGCCUGCAUUUAUUUGAUUUUAAAGUACAGCAAAAACAGUAAAAUUUUGGAAUAUUUUUACUAUUUCAAAUAACGGUUUUCUGUUUGAAUAUAUUUUAAAAUGUAAUUUAUUCCUGUGAUCAAAGCUAAGUUUUCAGCAUCAUUACUCCAGUCUUCAGUGUCACAUGAUCCUUCAGAAAUCAUUCUAAUAUGCUGAUUUACUGUUCAAGAAACCUUUAUUAUUAUUAUUAUUAUCAAUAUUUGAAACAGUUGAGUACAUUUUUUUUUCAGGAUUAUUUGAUGAAUAGAAAGAUCCAAAGAUCUGCAUUUAUCUGAAAUAAAAAGCUUUUGUAACAUUAUACCAUUCAAAAGCUUUUAUAUUAUAGAAAUUAAUACUUUUAUUUAGCAAGGAUGCUUUCAAUUGAUCAAAAGUGAUGAUAAAGACAUUUAUAAUGGAACAAAAGAUUUCUAUUUCAGAUAAAUGCUGUUCUUCAGAACUUUCUUUUCAUCAAAGAAACCUGAAAAAAUUCUAUUUAGCUGUUUUCAACAUAAUAAUAAUAAAUGUUUUGGAGCAGCAAAUCAGAAUAUUAAAAUGACUUCUGGAGGAUCAUGUGACUGGAGUGACUUCUUUAAAAAACAUUAAAAAUCUCACUGUUCAAAAACUUUUUUCUGGUAGUUUUCUGGAGUAUUUACAGACAUUAUAGUUCAACAGACUGUCACUAUCGUAUUAUUCUAGAUCAAUAUUAACCAGUCUGUUUGAGCAGAACCUCAACUGUUUUUGACCUCAGUUUUUAUGUGGAUUUCAAAAUCAAAAGUGAAAACUGUUUUUAACAGUACUAACACAUGUACAGAGACCUAGAUAUAUGCAUUAAAAUUAAUAACGUAAUAUAAUUAUGUAUUCUGAAAACGUAAAGUAAUACAACAAUGUAUCUAAUUACAGCAACCCCUAAUAUAUUUACAUUUGAGGCAUGUAUUAUGAUUGUCAAUUUUAUUUCGUUAAUGUAUAUACAUUGUUCUUGUCGCCCUCAUCUAAUGUAUGUCCGUUUUCUCAUGAACCGGGCUCGCCCUCACACCCGUAUAAACCGAAAUAAAGAGUAUUUUAGACAGAA
Molecule: messenger RNA, 3661 nt
Organism: Labeo rohita (rohu)
Lineage: Eukaryota; Metazoa; Chordata; Actinopteri; Cypriniformes; Cyprinidae
Gene: nherf2
Product: Na(+)/H(+) exchange regulatory cofactor NHE-RF2
Exons: 7
Biological process (GO): protein localization to plasma membrane
Cellular component (GO): apical plasma membrane
Molecular function (GO): signaling receptor binding; protein-membrane adaptor activity
Source: RefSeq, a predicted model, not a curated record